AUGUCAACCUUUACUCAUGGGCCAGGCGAUCCAAUGCCGACCUUCAGGAUCCCGCCUCCGCCAAUGGCCGCGAGUGCGUUCUGGAGCACCCCGGUGAUCAAAGACUCCCUGGCUAUCACAACCCGGACCCAGUUCGUGUGCAAGAUGGAGGAUACCGCGCAGAUGUGGCGAAGGAUCUUGGCAGUACGUUUUGAUGACUGGAGCCUUGCUGUUAGCCCUGUCAAUAGCCCGCUGACCGAACCUUCAGAGAGCCCCGAGCUGUCCGAUCUGUCCGAGUUAGAUGAUGACAUUGAUGAUGAAAGCAUGAGCUCAGGCUCUGAUAUCCCGUUUCGACCUCCUCCCGGCCUCCUUCCCUACUCGGUCCUGCCGCCCCCCCCACCACCACCAUUGUUUCUCUUCGGAACACGCAAUGGCAUACUGAACCGGCCCACAGCCGGCGGGCUGGGUAUGAGCAUCCCACCGGCAUCAGUCACUCAGCGCGGCGACUCUGUCAACAACGCCAGCAGCAGUGGGUCGGGCAUCCCUUGCCGGGCUACUCGCAGUUCAUUCCCAUAUCCGCCGCCCUUGUUUGUACGCCAGUACCUGGCGGCUGCAAGGGAGGGCACCCGAGUUGGGCCUAUCAGACGGUCCCAGACCCGCAGUGCUGCCAACCCUGAGACCUCACGACAGCCACUGAAGCCCUAUACACUCUUCGACCCAUCCUGGGACCUCGGACCGCCCACGCAGAUCCCACGUCAGGUUCUCUCUGCCCUGCGUUCGACAGCAAGCCACGAGGAAGACACAUCGCGCAGCGAUGCCAGCACUCAGCCCGAAGGCCCUGUGCACCCACACAGCCCGGCAACCGGAUCCUCGCAUAGCGAGGAAUCUCCAGCCUGUACCACCAGCCGUGCCCCUCCAAUCGUGGUUCACGAGCUGGGAACCGCCAUCUUCUCGCCCGAUGGCACCGAGACGGACUCCAACGUCCCAUCUCUAACCUCCACCUCUUCCCCAUCCACUCAUGAGGCGCCCUCAGACCCCUACACCUCCGCCUCGCCCUCCCUGAACUCCCCCUCCCCGCCUCCCACCCCACCCUGGAAAAUCACCGACCCCGCCCUCAUCCCAACCUACACCCUGAUCCAGACCAAGCACGACUGCAGGUCCGUGUCCAUGUUGCCCACGGAGAUGCUGACGCUGGUCAUGACCCGCGCCCUGCCAGGCCACCUCCCACUCCCGUUCCUGCUCCUCUACUGCCUCCCGGGGCUCGGCUACGAGAAAGACGAAGCCGCGAUGAUCGAGUGGCGCGACGUGAAGGAGCACGCGCUGCACGAGAUCUCGGAACUCGUGGACAGGUACACCGAUCUCAUUCCGGAGGACGGGGAGCGACAGCGCGCGCGCACGCAGCUGUUGGCGGACCUGCACUUCGGGAUCGCCACGGGGUCGAGCGUGCGCAUGUACGACUUCGAUCGCGGGGACGACGGGGUGUUUCUGCUCGAGGAGUGCGCGUGGGCCAAGCAGGCGGGGCCGCGGUUGAAUGUGCGCGAGACGCCGAUCGCGUUUUCGAACCUGGUGGAUCGCAUUGCGGGGUGGGAGAACUAG
Molecule: messenger RNA, 1575 nt
Organism: Aspergillus aculeatus ATCC 16872
Lineage: Eukaryota; Fungi; Ascomycota; Eurotiomycetes; Eurotiales; Aspergillaceae
Exons: 1
Coding region: 1-1575 (524 amino acids)
Source: RefSeq, a predicted model, not a curated record